Armigeres subalbatus is the source of this 1520-nucleotide messenger RNA. Its product is annotated as annexin B10-like. Bases 162 to 1127 code for a protein of 321 amino acids. Gene Ontology annotation, cellular component: cytoplasm. The transcript is spliced from 4 exons. The record is from RefSeq and is a predicted model, not a curated record. Lineage: Eukaryota; Metazoa; Arthropoda; Insecta; Diptera; Culicidae. Gene Ontology annotation, molecular function: calcium ion binding; calcium-dependent phospholipid binding.
CAUCGUCUACGGCGGACACAUCAUUCAAACAUCAUUCGAGCAUUUGCGUUCCAAGCGAAAGCAUACCGCACGUAUUUAUUCAAUCUUUCUUUCUUAUUGAUAGCAGUUAGAAUUAAUUUAUCUAUUCGUACGUACUAAACUAGACACUAAUCGAUUUUAAUAUGUCCUGGUAUUAUACUCCUCACCCCACUGUAUAUCCAGCGGAAGAAUUCGAUGCCUCAGCCGAUGCCAACGCACUGCGGAAGGCUAUGAAGGGCUUCGGAACCGAUGAGGAGGCCAUCAUCCACGUUUUGUGUGCUAGGACAAACGAACAACGUCAAGAAAUCUCGGAGGCUUUCACUCGAGAGUUGGGUCGGGACUUGAUUGACGAUCUGAAAUCCGAGCUGGGUGGCAAGUUUGAGGAUGUAAUCGUCGGAUUAAUGUUGCCACCAGCCAAGUACCUCUGCAAGCAAUUGCACAAGGCUAUGGAUGGGAUCGGAACUAACGAGAAGACGUUGAUCGAGAUUUUGUGCUCGCUGAACAAUGAGCAGAUGCACGAUGUCGUGGCCAACUAUGAGGAGAUGUACGACCGCCCAUUGGCGGAGCAUCUUUGCAGUGAAACCUCCGGAAGUUUCCGUCGACUGCUGACGAUGAUCUGUAUUGGUUCACGCGAUCCCCAAGGAACCGUUGAUCAGGAUCUGGCCGUCGAACAAGCGAACCAGUUGUACAAUGCGGGCGAAGGAAAGUUGGGUACUGAUGAGGAAGUUUUCUACAAAAUCCUGGCUCAUGCCAGCUUCGAUCAGCUGGAGAUUGUUUUUGAUGAGUACAAAAGCCUCACCGGUCGUACGAUAGAGCAGGCACUGAAAUCCGAACUGAGCGGAGAACUUUACGAUGCCCUGAGCUCGAUCGUGGAAUGCGUACAGAUGACCCCGCAUUUUUUCGCCAAAAGGCUACAUAAGGCGAUGGAUGGGGUCGGCACUGACGACGCAUCUCUUAUUCGCAUCAUCAUCUGCCGAUCGGAAAUCGAUCUUCAGAACAUUAAGGACGAGUUCGAACAAAUGUACAACAAAUCGCUAUACAGCGUCGUCAAGGGAGAAACGUCUGGUGAUUACAAACGUGCUUUACUUGCACUUAUCGGCGAUGCUUGAAGCAAUCAUCCCCUCAUACAUGUCUAAAUUGCGAGAAUGAAAAAAAUACCUAGAUGUAUGCAGCGUACGUCACCGUUUUGCCAAGCAAUUCACCCGUUUAAGGCGCACAGUAUUACGACAGACUCGAAUCUUUAACCCCCUCAAUAAAAAAAUCGUCGCCGUAUAAUUUUUCUGUGAGCAGUUAUACGGAAAGCUCUAACGAAAUAUUUAUUGGGGGUUCUGAAUCUCAUUGGAUCAAAUUUACGCGUAGAAUAUUCAACUCUGUAUUUGUUGCGAAAAUAACUCAUCUGUUGUUGAGCAUAUAAUUCUCGUGCAUGCAUCGAAAUCGCUGUAUAUGUGUGUAUUUAUGUGUAUCUAUUUUAAAAAUAAACUACUCUACCCUGCAACGGAAAA